AUGCAGCAACUUGGAAGUGAGCUCAAGCUCAAACAACUCGCCAUACAAUCGUGGUUGACGAAACUCGAGGGCCUCGCUACAAGUCAGGGCGUGGUCAUGGCAGCCGCGCUACUGUCGCCGGGAGAGUCCGAGUCCGACUACACUUUGCAUCUGGGCGUGAGGACGGGCGCCUCGGCCCCGACCACCGAGGUCAGCGAUGGCGAUGGGUCGUAUGUCACUGGCCGAGCCUUCUUCGAGCUACGCAUGCACUUGCUUGAUAACGCGGAUAGCGUCUUGGUCGGCGGACGGGAUAAGGCCUCUGUCGCCAUCAACAAGCUGUGGAAGGCCGGAGGCGGUCUGACCAUACAGUUCGUCCGGGAUCUGGCUCUUCAGUGGCAUGCUAAGCACACUGCGCUGUUGGAGAAGGAGGUACGAUUGUAUGAGCUUCGUCAGGCGGUGCAUCCCUACGAGCGAAAAGUAGGGUGGCCGUCUGUCCCUUUCCAGUGCUGA
Recurvomyces mirabilis is the source of this 489-nucleotide messenger RNA. RefSeq lists its product as uncharacterized. The transcript has a single exon. Lineage: Eukaryota; Fungi; Ascomycota; Dothideomycetes; Mycosphaerellales; Teratosphaeriaceae. Bases 1 to 489 code for a protein of 162 amino acids. The record is from RefSeq and is a predicted model, not a curated record.